AUGAAAACUAAUAAUGGUACUGGUAACCUACUCUGUACAGCACAAGUCUGUGAUUCACAGAGGAAAGUUUUCUCAUCUAUGACUGCUCCUGAACUGUCCAUUCCAUAUUCUGAGGCAACUCAUCAAGCUCUCAUUGCCUUGAGAUGUGCCAAGUCCAAUCGACCAUUCAAUUCUGUGAAGGACAAGUACUAUGGACUAGAGGUCAACAUGCUUUGUCUAGGGACAGUAGUACCAGUUCCUAGCACAAUUUUGAAGGACAUCAAACAUAUCUAUGAAGGUUUAUCAGUUAAUGUUUGUAACUACUUCAAGGUAUGUUCUACUUUUUAA
Molecule: messenger RNA, 327 nt
Organism: Fomitiporia mediterranea MF3/22
Lineage: Eukaryota; Fungi; Basidiomycota; Agaricomycetes; Hymenochaetales; Hymenochaetaceae
Exons: 1
Coding region: 1-327 (108 amino acids)
Source: RefSeq, a predicted model, not a curated record